Molecule: messenger RNA, 1345 nt
Organism: Olea europaea var. sylvestris
Lineage: Eukaryota; Viridiplantae; Streptophyta; Magnoliopsida; Lamiales; Oleaceae
Product: probable GTP diphosphokinase RSH2, chloroplastic
Exons: 3
Coding region: 353-1216 (287 amino acids)
Biological process (GO): guanosine tetraphosphate metabolic process
Cellular component (GO): chloroplast
Source: RefSeq, a predicted model, not a curated record
GCUGAUUCACAUACAAAAAGAAACAAUUUAAUAUCUUCUCAUGUAAUUUUUUGACCUUCAAUUGUUUUAUUUGCUAUUUUUUUCGAGUCUGUUAAAAAACACGUAUCUGAUUGUAACGACUUUGGGGUUGUAUAUUUGUAUGGAUAACUUAAUAGUGGCCUCAAUUCCCGUAAUAGUUGGAUUGAACCCUGAUAAAGUAUGGAUAUUGUCAUGCAGUAAAAAUAUUUCUGGCAUAAUAUGAUGUUUCACUGUAUUUUUGUUGCCCUGGGAGUCUUCAAUGUAUAAUUUCUAACAUAUUAUCAAGUUAAUUACAUUGCUUUCCUGUUCCCCCAAAAAAAAAAUAAAAAAAAUCAUGCUAAUCUACCUCUUGCGGUGGUGUAAUUUUAUCUUCUGCAGAAAGAAGCUGAAUAUGGAUGAAAUUCAUGAUAUCCAUGGUUUGAGAUUGAUUGUCGAAACUGAGGAUGAUUGUUAUAAGGCUUUGAGAAUUGUUCACAAGCUAUGGGGUGAAAUACCUGGGAGGUUCAAGGAUUACAUAGUUUAUCCCAAGUUUAAUGGGUACCGAUCUCUUCAUACAGUAGUGAUAGGUGAGGGUAUGGUUCCACUUGAAGUUCAAAUUCGAACAAAAGAGAUGCAUUUGCAAGCUGAGUAUGGAUUUGCUGCUCAUUGGAGAUACAAGGAAGGUGAUUGUGAACAUUCCUCUUUUGUGCUUCAGAUGGUUGAAUGGGCGCGUUGGGUUGUCACCUGGCAGUGUGAGGCUAUGAGCAAAGACAGGUCAUCCAUUAGCUUUGUUGACUCCAUGAAGCUGCCUUGCACAUUCCCUUCUCAUUCUGUGGAUUGCCCAUUUUCUUGCAAACCACAUUGUGGCUCAGAUGGACCUGUCUUUGUUAUCAUGAUUGAGAAUGAUAAGAUGUCCGUGCAGGAGCUCCCAGCAAAUUCAUCUGUUACGGAUCUGUUGGAAAGAACAGGUCGAGGCAGUUAUAGAUGGACUCCCUAUGGAUUUCCUCUGAAGGAAGAGUUGAGGCCGCGGCUGAACCAUGAACCAGUUAGUGAUCCCACCUGCAAGCUAAAAAUGGGUGAUGUGGUGGAAUUAACUCCGGCCAUCCCAGACAAGUCACUGACAGAAUACCGGGAGGAGAUUCAACGUAUGUAUGAUAGGGGCCUUAACAUAUCAAGCGCAGUGCCUGCUGCCAACACCAUGGCUAGGUUAAGUAGUUGACCCCUUUGGCUCCCCUGAUUGUAUUAUGCGAUUGAUACAAAAUCACGACUAGUUAUUCUGUAGAUAAACGAUAACGAUCUGUAAAGAACACCUUAUUGUUUGUUUAUGAAGGUAAACGAUCUUCUGAAA